Molecule: messenger RNA, 3771 nt
Organism: Plasmodium adleri (nom. inval.)
Lineage: Eukaryota; Apicomplexa; Aconoidasida; Haemosporida; Plasmodiidae
Product: Cg7 protein
Exons: 2
Coding region: 1-3771 (1256 amino acids)
Source: RefSeq, a predicted model, not a curated record
AUGGAUUACGAAGAAAUAAUAUGUGUGCAUUUAAACUUAAAAUUUAUAAUUUUGAAGAAUAUAGAAAAGGAUGAUAAUUGUUUAUGUGAUGAUUUUGCUAUAAAUUUACCAGAUGUGAAUGAUAUUGAUUCAUCUAAUAGUUCUAAAGGAUAUUUCAUAAAAAAAUUUCAUGGGCUUUUAAAAAAACGAAAGAAAAAUGAAUAUGAAUGUGUUAUAAGCGGUACUUUAAAUGAGAUAGCUAAUUUUUUGUAUGAGCAUAUUGAAUUAUUUAUUGAAAUAAAAAAAGAAGAAAAAAGGAGCAAAGAAAAUGUGGACGAUUAUGUAGAUAAUGUUAAAGUUAUAGAAAGGAAUGGAAAGCAAAAUAAGGAUGAGAAUAAAAGAAGAGAUUAUCAUCAUAUUGAUGAUGAUAAGAUAAAUUAUAAUAACUGUCAUAUUGAUAAUAAUGAUAAUUAUUGUAAUGAUAAUUAUACUUCUGAAGAAGUUUUAAAAAGGAAAAAUAAAAAUAUAUUUUCAUAUGAAGAAAAAAAGUUGGAUAAGAAUAAAAUUCAUUUAUUAAAAAGUGUAGAUAUGCAUGAUAAUUUAAAUUUUGAAAAUGAAAGUAUUUAUUUCAAAUGUUUAUUUAGUGAUUUAAUAAAUGAUUUCGAAUAUAUACAAAACAAAAAAUAUGAAAACAUAAGUAAUUUUUAUAUAAGUUCUGAUUUGAUAUUUUCUAUAUGUUUGAAAUUAGAAGAGCAUUUAAUUGAAAAAGAGGAUUUACAAAAAAUUUAUUUAAAGAAUGAUAAUAAUAUUCAUAUGAAAUUAGAAAAGUAUGAUAAUAAAUAUAAACAUGUGUUAAAUUUAUUUCAUAUGAAUAGUAUAUUUUAUUUAUAUGUUAAUUUCAAUCAAUAUAAUAAACAGUUUUUUCUAGAUAACGAUAUAGAAGUAGCUAUAGGAGAAACAAUACAAAAUGUAAGUGAAAAGGUAAGACUUUCCGACGAUAAUUCAAGGGGGGGAGAUAUCCAAAUAGGUUUAAGAGAACAGCAUGUGAUAAAUAAUAUGAAAGAAAAAAGAGAAAAUUUAUAUAGAGAAAAUAAAGAGGAAAAAUAUGAUAACAUAAGUGAUCAUAAUAAUAAUAAUAAUAUGGAUAAUAUUAAUAAUAUGCGUGAUAUUAAGAAUGAUAAAUUAAACCAUGGUAUUCAUCAUUUCAAUACCGGAUGUCAUUUUAGUUUAAUAUUAGUCGAUAAUAUAAAAGAGCUAGCUGAUUAUUUUUAUAUUAAUAACUUUUGCUUACAUUUUAAUGGCAUAAAAUUAUAUGUUGAUAAAAAAGGUAUUUUCACCUUUGAUCAUAUAAAAAACAAAACUGAAGUUAAAGAUCAAUGGGUGUUUUAUAAAGACUCGAAAAAAAUAACAUAUAAUUUAAAUACAUUAAAUUCAAUUAAUAAUAAUGAUAAACCCAUAAAUAUUAGAGCAAGUAUCAUUUCAAUAUUUUUAAAUACAAAUAUAAAUAACGGUAUGGAUUCUUUUGGUUAUAGCUCAAGUAGUAUAGUUCAUCAUCCUUAUAAUAUAGAUGAAUCAUAUAAUAACAAUGAGAGUUUAUAUAAAGAUAUAAUGAAUGAUGGUAUAUCUCCUAUUGUUGUAAAUAAUGAUAUGACAACAUCUAAUAUGAAUAAUGCUAUAUAUAAUAUGAUACCUAAUGUUAUGCCUAAUACUAUAUGUAACAUGAUGUGUAAUUUUUUUGUAUCAGUAAAUAAUUGUCAUAUAUUAGAGCUUAGUAAUAUAUAUGCAGAGAAAAGAAAAAAGAAUGAAAAUGAAUUUUAUUUAAAAAUGGAGUCUGAUUUGUUUGAUGAGAAGUUUAAAUCGGAGUUGUAUUUAUUUCGAGAAAACGCAAAGAUUGAACUUAAAGAUUGCUAUGUAAACCACAAUUUUGAAGUAAAGGACGAAGAAGAGUUGUAUCAUAAUUUGGAUGGAAGAAAACUUUUCUUUGAACUUUAUAUGAAAGAAAAGGAGAGUGAAAUAAACAUAGGAAUUGGAGAAUUUCAUAUAAACAAUAUUAUAAGUGAAUUAAAUGAAAUAAUGAUUAAAAAGAAGUGUCCACAUUAUUAUAAAUUUAAUUAUAGAGUAUGUUUAUAUUUGAAUGUUUUUAAAGAGAAAUAUUUAACAUCCGAAUUGAAUGUUGAAAUAUAUGUUAGUUUAAAGGAGGACAUAUUAUUAAAUAGUUGUAUGAGAGGUAUAAAUAAAAAUAAGGAUACAAACAAAAACACAAAAUAUAAUAAUAAUAAAAAUGAUGGUGAUGAUAAUAUUUAUAGUAAUCAUCAUGUUGUAGAUAUAAACAGUAAUAAUAAUAAUUAUAAUAAUUAUAAUAAUAACAAUUUAAAUAAUAUACAAAAUAAUUACAAUGAUAAUUUUAAAAACCUUUCAAGUCAUACAACAAAUACAACACAUUUCAAUACAAAGAAUAUACCUAAAAACAUAUACGAAUUUAAAAUAUGGAAAGAAAAAGAAGAAGAUAUGAUGAGAAAUAUUUUAAAGAAAAAAGAAGAACAACUAAUUAGAAAGUUUAGUAAGAAGUAUGAAAUAAUGGAAAAGGAAAGAAAAAGCGAAUUUGAAAAAAAGAAAAAUGAAUUAAAAGAAAUUAUUAUAAAAAUGAAAGAAGAACAAAUAAAUAUUAUUAAUAAUAAAAAUAUGCUAAAAUUAAAAGACAAAGAAUUAAAUGAAGAAAUAUAUUCAUUAGAAAAAAAACUAAAAAAAAUUAAAUAUGUAUAUGAAAAAUCUUUAUAUACAUUUAAGGAGAAAUUAAAAAAAAAUGAAUUAAAUGAAAGUGUAAUAAAAGAAAAUGAUGAAUUAAGAAAUAACUAUAAAAAAGUAAUAAAAGAAAAUAGAUUUUUAUUAAAAGAAAAAGAUCAUAUGAAAAAUAUGUUAAAUAAAUAUAAUCAUAAAGAUAAUGUUAUAAUAAGUAAAACAUAUUUUCAACAAAUUAAUCAAGAAUUAAAAUAUUUCAAAGAAAAUAAUACAAAUAAUCUUUUAUUAUUAAAUAACAAAAAAUAUAAUGAAAAUAUACAAUCAUAUAUUAAAAUGAUACAUAAAAAUAGAAAAAAAAGUUUACAACAUAUAUCCAAUUUUAUAAUACAACUAGAAAAUAUAUAUGAUUUAAUAAAUAAUGAAAUAGUAGAACAACAAUUUCAUAAUAUAUUAAAAAGUAUUAAUGAUAUUAAAUAUAUAUUAAAUGAUGAAAUCAAACAAGAAAAAAAUAUAAUGGAUAUAUUGUCAUUAUCACAAUCGCCUAAACUUAUGAAAACAAAAAAUAACGAUCAUUAUAUAUCAAACAGUUAUAUGUUAAAGGAAAAACAAAAUGAAAAGGUUCUUCAAAGCGAUACAUUGUUUGAAGAACAUAUAUAUAAAUACAAUCAUCCUCAACACAAGGAAAAAAAAAACCAAAAAGAAGAAGAAAAAGAACAACAACAAGAACACAAUAAUAACAAUAAUAAUAAUAAUACAUUUAAAGAUAAUCCAUUGAGUAAUAAAAAAGAGAUUCUCCUUCCAUGUGUAGACAAAAAAAAAAAAUUAAAUAAUAUAUAUACAUCCAAGGAUGAGAAAAAAAUAAAAAAUACAAAAUUAUUUAUGGUAAAGGAUAAAUCUAAUGUUGUAACAAAAAAAAUACACGACAAAAAAAAUAAUAAAGUUAUUGAAAAUUUAAAGAGUGAAAUUAGUAGACUAAUACAAACGGGUAUAUAUAAUGAAGACGACGAAAUAAUUAUAAGUAUGAAAAAAAAGUUAAACGCAUUAGUAAAUUAA